Selaginella moellendorffii is the source of this 1599-nucleotide messenger RNA. RefSeq names its product pentatricopeptide repeat-containing protein At4g02750. Lineage: Eukaryota; Viridiplantae; Streptophyta; Lycopodiopsida; Selaginellales; Selaginellaceae. The coding region runs from base 1 to 1599 and encodes 532 amino acids. Gene Ontology annotation, molecular function: protein binding; RNA binding. The record is from RefSeq and is a predicted model, not a curated record. The transcript has 2 exons. Gene Ontology annotation, biological process: RNA modification.
AUGGUGCAAGCCUACAUUAGCCAUGGAUUCCUGGACGAGGCUAGGGUUUUGUUUGAUCGCACUCCUGGAAAGAACGUCGUGUCCUGGAACGCUAUGAUCCAGGCGUAUGCCGAGAGAGAGAAUUUGCGGCGGUCAAGAGAUCUCUUUGACAGAAUGCCGCUCACGGAUCUCAUCUCCUGGACGACGAUCGUCACGGGUCACGUCGCGCAGGGCAAGAUCGACGAGGGUAGGGUUUUGUUCCUAGCGAUGCCGGAGAGGAGUGCUGUGGCUUGGAACGCGAUGAUCCAGGCGAGCUGCCAGGAAGGGGAUGUGGAUGCCGCGUCCGCGCUCUUCACGGCUAUGCCGGCUGGACGGGAUUGCAGCUCCUGGACGUCGAUGAUCUCUGGCUAUGCCAGGAACAAUCGAAUCGGGGCUGCGGUGGCGGUGUUUUGGCGAAUGCCGGCGUGGAGUGUGAUUUCCUGGAAUGCCAUGGCCAUUGCGCUGGCCGAGAGCGGCGAUCUCUCCUCGGCCAAGAUUCUCUUCGAUCGCAUCCCAGAGAAGAACAGCGUCUCCUGGAACGCGAUGAUCCAGGGCUACACCGUGAGCGGGGAUUUGAUCGCCGCUAUGGAGGUCUUCGAUCGAAUGCCGCAGCUCGACGUGAUCUCCUUCACCACGAUCGUCGCGGCGAUCGCACAGGGCGGAGAUCUGGAUCGCGCCAGGGUGCUGUUCGAUGCCAUGCCAGAGCGAAAUCUCGUGUCCUGGAACGCGAUGAUGGCCGGCUACGCCCAGAACGGCGAUCCGAGCUCGGCUAUGGUGCUGCUCAAGCUCCUGGAUCAAGACGGCCUCCGGCCCAACGCCAUCACUUUCGUCGUGGCGCUAGAUUCGUGUGCCAAUCUCGCGGCGCUGGCCCAGGGCAAGCUCCUCCUCGCCGAGAUAUCCCUCCUCCAGGACGAGCUGUGCCAGUCGAUCGAGCUCGGCAACGCAGCGAUCAAUCUCCUCGGCAAAUGCGGGCAGCUGGAUCAAGCCCGCCAGAUCUUCGAUUCCUGGAACACUGGCCGUGGUGAUGCCGUGGCCUGGAACACCACGAUCGCGGCCUACGCCCAGAAUGGCAUGGGCCGCGACGCGAUGGAGCUCUUCACGGCCAUGAAUCUCGAGGGCGUGGAGGUGGACGACGUGACGCUCUUGAGCGUCCUGGCGUCAACCAGCGGCUCUGACGCGAUCCAGUUCUUCCACUCCAUCGCCGCGGACUACCAAUGCGCGCACAGCCGCGAGCACUUCCUGUGCCUGGCCGACGCACUGGGGCGAUGGGGCAAGCUCCGUGAGGCGCUGGCGGUGAUCCUGGCGAUGCCCUACGCGCCCAACCUCAUCGCGUGGACGACGCUGCUGAGCGCUUGCAAGGGCCACGCGGACGUGGAGAUAGGCCAGGAGGCAGCGAGGAGGGCGAGCGAGCUCUGCUGCUACUCUGCCAGUAGAGAAACACAUGGACGUGGUGCCGCUGAGCAAGCGCAUUUGGUAGCGGAUGAGCCGGCUGAUCUGAUCAUGACCACCGUUCCAAAGUUUGAUUCAGAUGUGGUUCGAGUGCUUCCGCUGUCCAAGGAGAACACAAUCGUUUAUUCCUAG